Molecule: messenger RNA, 604 nt
Organism: Musca vetustissima
Lineage: Eukaryota; Metazoa; Arthropoda; Insecta; Diptera; Muscidae
Product: lipopolysaccharide-induced tumor necrosis factor-alpha factor homolog
Exons: 3
Coding region: 11-604 (197 amino acids)
Molecular function (GO): zinc ion binding
Source: RefSeq, a predicted model, not a curated record
CCUGUUGACCAUGGAUCAAAAACAUGCAAUGCUUUAUCCCGAUCCCAAUGCCAUGUCAACGGAUCAACGCACCUCAGCUGCUGCGGCAAUGGGUUUACCUGUGGAGGCCCCGCCCUCCUAUGAUGUGGCAGUGGGGGAACAACAGCCACAACCUUCACAACAAAAUAUUGGUUGGGCGCCACAGGCACCUCAGCCAGCCUAUGGAAAUCCCUCGGCUCCCUCUGUUGACCACAUAAGCUAUCCACCAACUCAGGUGAUAACAAAUCAACCCACUGUGCCAACAAGCUCUACUCAUUCACAGCCACAACUACCUUCGAAUUCAGUUCCAACCACAGCCCAAUCAUCAACACCUUUGUCUGCCCAGCUGGGUCCCAAUCCCUCGAAAGUCACAUGUCCCUCCUGUGGUGCCUCGAAAGUUUCACGCAUGGCCUAUACACCCAAUUCGAAGACACAUUUGUGUGCAUUUAUUUUGUGUCUUGUGGGAUGGUGCUGCUGUGCCUGUGUGGUACCCUAUUGCAUGAACAGCUGUCGCACGGGUAAUCACUAUUGUCCCAAGUGUAAUACCUUUCUGGGUGCCUAUAAUGCACGCAAUAAUAUUCUAUGA